AUGCCUGCUGAAGAAAUCUACAGUAAAAACUCAGAUGAUACAAAUGAUGAUGAUUCAGCAGCACAAGAUUCUGAAUUGCAAUUUGCUGAAGAAUCUACACUUGCACCUCGUCCCACCAUUUUUACGCCGACUCCAAGGACCGCUUCUUCAAGGGCAUCUGUUUCAAGAGCGUCUACGCCCAAUUCUACUGUAAGCUUUACUCCAAGACGUACAAAUAAAUAUGAUAAAAACUAA
Molecule: messenger RNA, 234 nt
Organism: Arctia plantaginis
Lineage: Eukaryota; Metazoa; Arthropoda; Insecta; Lepidoptera; Erebidae
Source: the annotation of a GenBank genome assembly